AUGGAUACUGCUGAAGAACAGGAAGACUUGGAGAUUGAUGCUUUUGAAGAUCGACAUAAGGAUUCAGAGAACAACUUGCCACUAGUUUCAUUAGGUUUAAAGAGUAAAACAGAUGAUGUUGACAUAGAACAACCCUGCAUACAAACAAAUAAUUUAUCAAAACCGUGUGAAGAAAAGAUUAAAUCAAAUUCUAUUGAUCGUAACAUAAAUUAUGACUUACUGCUGGAUCCCGCCUCAUUACCAGUGAGUUGUCUUAUUCACACACCUGUGCCACUGCAUUACGCAUCCUACUUACGCAUACCGUGUUAUCGUGCUCACUUGUGCGGAGUAGUAACGGGCUUAGACUACACAGCCAUGUAUUGCUCACCAACAAAACGCUACGAUAGUGAUCCAGAUCUACACGAAAUGAGAGUAACGCUGCGUAAGCGUAAAUACGAUGAGGAUGUGUCGGAUGCUUUUAGGGUAUUCACAGAGUCCAUAUUAUCAAAACUGGAUACUAUAAAAACUGACUUCGAUGACAAAAUAUCGCAAAUUAAUGACAGUAUAAACACCGUCGUGAAACAAGAUACAAUGAUACCAUUAUGUGGAUGA
Molecule: messenger RNA, 591 nt
Organism: Parnassius apollo (apollo)
Lineage: Eukaryota; Metazoa; Arthropoda; Insecta; Lepidoptera; Papilionidae
Source: the annotation of a GenBank genome assembly